CCCCCUGGAUUCACCUCCCCCUGGAUUUACCUUUCACUAUCUAACUACCUGUAUGGGUUACCUGUGUUUAGAAUUAUUUCUAUUUUUUUUUAACUUGAACCUACCUUGAUUUGAACCCCGAACCUUCUGCUCUAGAAUUCUAUCUGCUUACCACUUGACUACCAAGGCUUGAGUUGCAAAGUGACCAUUGAACUUUUGUUUUAUUGAUAUAUUCAUGUUGUUACUUACGUCACACUAGUAUCAAUAUGCACGCAUGCGCUUUAAUGCUAAACGGAGACUUCAGUAUUUUCAAUAUGGCCGAGAAAGUGCAACCUUGUGUAGACGAAAAUGAGUUUCUAAGACAAUUGGAAGAGCUUAAAGAACAUGGUAAAACUCAGAAGUACUCCAUUAAUGUGUAUGUAAGCGACGAAUUUUAUUUAAAAGCCCAAAACUUCCUAAAAAUUGAUGAAACAAAGAACUAUCGAAGUGCAAACAACCAAGUUACGAAGAGCGAAGUAGAGAUAAUAAGACGAAAGAAGUGGAUGCUGGAUGCGAAUGACAACAUAAUUACAGCUGGAGGCAAGUCAGUACUCUGUAAAAGCCAGUUAUUUAAAAACCUUGUGUUCGCUCAUCAAAGAGUCGCUCACCGAGGACGCCAGAAAACUGAGAAGUGGAUGCAAGACAGCUUUGCAGAAGUGACACAGAAAGUUAUUAAUUUAUUCGUGAAGCUUUGUAAAUACCACGCAGAGCAAAAACCGAUCACAAGUCGUGUGAAAGAGGUUACAAAACCAUUUGAAGCACUAACUAAGAUUCCUCGCUUUAAUCGAGUUAGAUCUAAUGGAUUUCCGAAAAAUGCCAUGCAAAUGUGGGAAGCGCCAUCAAUGGGUGUUAAACAUUAUUGACCACCAUUCCAAGUACGU
Molecule: messenger RNA, 899 nt
Organism: Exaiptasia diaphana
Lineage: Eukaryota; Metazoa; Cnidaria; Anthozoa; Actiniaria; Aiptasiidae
Exons: 1
Coding region: 246-881 (211 amino acids)
Source: RefSeq, a predicted model, not a curated record